Molecule: messenger RNA, 1566 nt
Organism: Heteronotia binoei (common prickly gecko)
Lineage: Eukaryota; Metazoa; Chordata; Lepidosauria; Squamata; Gekkonidae
Gene: TMEM138
Product: transmembrane protein 138
Exons: 5
Coding region: 503-991 (162 amino acids)
Cellular component (GO): cilium
Source: RefSeq, a predicted model, not a curated record
AACAGCGACCCUCUGUUCGCUGUUUUAUCAGUUCCCUGUCUACAUAUCCUGCAUAGGCGACGAUGGAUUUCUGGGAAAUGUAGUUUCACUGUGUACUUUAGAAGGAGUAAAAGAAGCGAUGAAAUUGUUUUCUGUAGCAAAAUGAAAACUUCGUCGACAGUUGCGUGAUAGAUUGACCGAGGGAAGCCUUUUUAGUAUGUAGAUACAUUAAUACAGAACAUGUCAUGAUCUUUGCUGAAUUUCUGCUGCCAAAGUCAGGCAGCCAUUAAAGGCACGGGAGGAGCCUUACCAGGAGAAGAAGAAGAUUUUUUUUUUUUUUGUCAAACUACAGUGAUAAUAAUUAUCUCACAGUGUUGCAGGUUACUACAGUUUGAGAACUCAGUUCUUAGGGAAUCGACAGUGAUAGUAUUGUGUCGAAAAGUUUAUGUUCCCCUAUUGAGUAUGAGCUGGCACUGUUGUCUGGGAUGCAAACACUGAGGUUCCACAACUGCAGGCAAAGAAGAUGCUCCAGACCAGUAGCUAUAGCCUGGUGCUCACCUUGCAAUUCUUACUGCUGUUCUAUGACCUCUUCGUCAACUCCUUCUCAGAACUGCUGCGCAUGGCCCCUGUCAUCCAGCUUGUGCUGUUCAUCAUUCAGGAUAUUGCCAUCCUCUUCAAUGUUAUCAUCAUCUUCCUCAUGUUCUUCAAUACCUUCGUCUUCCAGGCUGGCCUGGUUAAUCUUCUCUUCCACAAAUUUAAAGGAACUAUUGUCCUCUCAGGAGCGUACCUUGCUUUGAGCAUAUUCUUCCACAUCUGGGUUAUGAACCUCCGCUGGAGAAAUUCCAACAACUUUGUGUGGACAGAUGGACUGCAGGCCCUCUUUGUGUUCCAAAGACUGGUGGCUGUGCUCUACUACUACUUCUAUAAGAGGACUGCUGUACGCUUGGGAGACCCACGUUUCUACCAGGACUCUCUUUGGCUACGAAAAGAGUUUGCUCAAGUCCAGAGCUGAUUGAUGCUUCCUGGGUAUCUCAAGCAGGUCAGCCUGCUAUGAUGUCACAGAAUCCUCAUCAGUAUCUCGCAGCAUCUUUUCUCCUCACAAUUCCCUAUAGCCCUGUUCUGCAUUUGGUAGAGUCAGUGGAUUUCAUCCCAUUCCUAAACCCUGUGUGAAACAGACGACUCUGCUCUUCUGUGAACUCCUUGCUUGCUGCUACAGGCUUCUUGGUUUCAAAGCACUCCACAUUCCUUCUUUCAGAUAUGCAAACUGCAGUUUCUGCAGCCUUACUGAGGAAUGAUCUGAAGUGCCAAAUCAGUUUGGCUGAGAACUCUCAACACCAAGAAGCAAUGCUGCAGUAUCCCUCUCGGAAAUGUUCCCUCAUUCACCUAUUUCUGUCCUUCUGACAAGAAGAGCACCUUCAUUAGAACCAUUGGUGCUUGCCAUCCUAAGCGCAUAAUUACUUAUAAAAGGACUGCGCUUUAGCUUUGCAAUGUUUCACCUGGGCCAAUUGACUUGGUAGAUUCCCCUUUUGUAUUUUUGUGAGCGUGUUUUUAUAAAUUAUGAGAAAAUAAAUAAGCUCUUUUCCAGAA